Molecule: messenger RNA, 1220 nt
Organism: Coccinella septempunctata (seven-spotted ladybird)
Lineage: Eukaryota; Metazoa; Arthropoda; Insecta; Coleoptera; Coccinellidae
Gene: Gclm
Product: glutamate--cysteine ligase regulatory subunit
Exons: 4
Coding region: 153-914 (253 amino acids)
Biological process (GO): glutathione biosynthetic process
Cellular component (GO): glutamate-cysteine ligase complex
Molecular function (GO): enzyme regulator activity; glutamate-cysteine ligase catalytic subunit binding
Source: RefSeq, a predicted model, not a curated record
GAAAAUACAAACAUUACAUGACAGAUACAUAACCUAAGAAACUUAUCAAACUGAAAUUCAUUACGUAAUUUAUAUCAAAUAAUAUAAAUAACUGGGAGGAAAAUAUUUGUUAGUAUCCCGUACUGCAUUUGCUAGUUAAUACUGUCGGAAUCAUGGCUAUAAACUCAAACGAUCUUGUUCAAGUGAAUAAUGUUAUCAUAAACACUGGAAAUAUCUUAUCAUUAAACGAUAUUACUAAAAAAACUAUACAAAAUCCUUCAGAGGAGUUGCUUGAAGCCAUCAAUAUCACUAUCAAGGAAUAUCAAAAUGGUCGAACACCUUCUCAACCAGAUCAACCUUUAAUUGUGAGUCGUCCUAAUGACGACUCAAUGACCAAAAUAUCAGAACAUGAUUCCUCCGAUCUCAAAUUUGGAUUUAAAAUAUUCUUGACAUCAGAUGAUCCUGUCCUGCUGAUUGAUUCUAUAGAAAAGGCAUUGAUUACGUUGAAUGUGACAUCCGUUAACAAUGUGAUCAUUGCAUUCAUCGAAAAAAGGACAGAUAUAGGGGAAAUAAAGUCUGUGUGGACAGCACUUGAGGAUUAUGUGCUUCAGAACAAAAUUAACAAAAUUGGGAUAGCAGAUGUGGAAGAAGAAAUUUUCAGAAGCUUAUACGAAUGGGCCAGUGUCAAACCAAGUAUUGUACAAAUAAAUCUAGCAACUUGCUGUGUGGUCCCCCCUACAUUACAAGGAUUUUGUAAGGAACAUGAUAUUCAAUUGUUGACUCAUAGUGAUCCUACAGAUAUUUUGCCUAAAUCUUCUCUAGAUGUAGUUCUUGGGAAGGAAUAUUUGCUCAAAUGGGUUGUCAGAUUCUUGGUUCACAUAAAAUGUAGAGGAGUAUUAACCACUAAGGGAUAUCUGUUGAGUCUUGGUAAAUAACUACAUUCCAAUUGUGAAAUGCAUUUAUUUUUUUUACCUUUUUAAUUGUUCAUUUUAUUGUAUUGAUAACUGAUCAAAGAAAACUUUUGUUGGGCUUUAAUACCAAUCUUUUACACUAAAAAAUUGUAUUUAUUAUAGUAUGAGAAGUGUAUGACUUUUGUCAACAUUGAUUUUAUUAUUGUUUUUGUUGAAUUUCCUCAAAAUUUUAAUGCGUCAUUGUUUUUGCAAUAUCUUGGGAUUGUACUUAUUUGAUAUAACAGUAAUUUUUGUCUGUUUUCAUCCAGUAGUAUUAUAUGUUUACAUAUA